CAACUAUUGCAUACAUUCAGUAAUAGUUGCAAAAUAUAUUGAGUGUAGAUAGAAAUGGAAAAUAAUGUAAAGGUAACCAAAAUUCAUCUUAUGUGGAUUGGAAUAAUUUUUCAAUAUGGGUGUCUGAGUUUCAUUGUUGCAAAGAAUGCAGACGAGUGUACUUUAGGCUAUAAGUGGAACCAAAUAAUCAAGCAAUGUAUACCCUGUCCUAGCGGAUAUCUUAGUAAAAACUGUGAAAUAGAAUGUCCGUUUCCAUACUAUGGACGGAACUGUAUAAAGGAAUGCAAUUGUGAUAUCGAGGACUGCCAUCAUGUAAACGGUUGCAAAUUAGUAUCAGAGAAAACCAAUCAUUCAAUUAUUUUGACAACAAACGAAAGACAAAAUCAUACAAUUUGCCGAGUUAAUCACAAGUGGAGUUCGACAGAACAGAAUUGCAUUCCCUGUGAUCCGGGAUAUUUUGGAAUAAACUGCGACUCAAAAUGUUCGUCACUAAGUUAUGGAUUCAAUUGUUUAUCAGAAUGCGAUUGUAGCGAGCACGACUGUCACCAUGUUUACGGAUGUACUCAAGCUUCUGGAGAUUUUUCCAAUGAGGAAUCAACUAUUAGAUAUGGAUCAGUAAGAUCAACUUUAUCAACUGACAUCGAGACAACAAGAAAUAUUCACGUGUUAGUGGUGAAUAGAGAGACUCCAGAUACGGUAGACGGACAUAAAGAUAUUGAAAUUAGACUGGAAUCUAAAACAAAAAUAAAGUCAGCCAGGAUAGGAAUAAUUUUACUUUCAAUGGUUUCUGUGGUCAUAAUACUGUUAAUAAUCUGUACUUAUCCUCUUGAGAAAUAUCAAAUCAUGAAAUACACCCAGAAAGAAGAUCUUUGUGAUAUCUAAACGAAAGGAUGACCCAAAUGCAUAAUUUGAAUAACAAUGUUUUUGUUGUGGUUCUGCGUAAUAUUGACUGAUUAGUGAUUUUAACAACAUUGUAAUGUGUCUAAUUGUACAAUUAGUCUUUUUCAUUUCUCUCUUUGGUUAUUGUUUUCAUUAUCUUUUUCAACUUUCUCCUUAAUUAUGUUCUAAAAGCGACCUUAGAUAUAAGCAAAUGAAAUAUGAAAUGCACAACGGAUACAGGUAAAACGUGCUGGUCCUGGUUUUCAGUAGAACAGUAAAUUGGUCCACACUGCAAAUAUCCUUUGGAUCAUUGUUAGUCCCGGACCAAAUACAAUUAAAAUGCAUCAAGUACUCAAUGAUGAUUUAGUUUCGUAUUAUUUAAUUUUAUUGUUUGUUUUUAUUUUUUCCUCCAAAUCUUCUUCGUUUUUAUUAUAUUAAGUAGAUAGUAUUACAUUGUCUUCAUAUUUUAGACCUUACACGAGAAAAACUUUCCCUCUUCUUAAGAGCAUUAUUUUCAGUUUAUACAACAUGAAUUAAAAUUUUAUAAUGUUUGCAAAAUUAAGAUACAUGUCAUGGAAAAAGAAAAGAAUCGGUUUGUUGUAUAUCGUGCAUUUUAUCUAAUAUGAAUAAAUCUUGGUAUGUCAAAAAUGUUUAAUGUCAAAUGUUAAGUUGUUUUUAGAAAUUAUGAUAAUGCCAAGAGUCAUCUCCCUUUGUGCAGCAAACACAAAUUUGAUGUAAAAAUGACUAGUUUCUAAACGUUUAAAACAGAAAUAUGUAUGAACUUUUCUGAUUUUAAAUGAAUAAAAUGUUAAACGAUACAGUGUGUGAUUAAAUGGUUUCAGCAUAGGUAUAUAUAUAUGCUGAAUACAAGGCCGAAUUUAGCUUACAUGUUUUAUAUUACAAACUAAAUUUCUGUACUUCGUAGGCACAUGAUGAAUUAAAAUGUAGCUGCAAUAUCAUAAUCAAUGAGUCAUUUUGUUCAUAAUAAAUUUAUCGAUAUCCUGUUUUCAAGACAAAUGAUUUCCUGAUUAAUAA
Molecule: messenger RNA, 1914 nt
Organism: Magallana angulata
Lineage: Eukaryota; Metazoa; Mollusca; Bivalvia; Ostreida; Ostreidae
Product: multiple epidermal growth factor-like domains protein 6
Exons: 7
Coding region: 55-882 (275 amino acids)
Molecular function (GO): scavenger receptor activity
Source: RefSeq, a predicted model, not a curated record